CCGAUAUUCGGUAAUCAGUAUUCACAAUUUGAAGAGAUUGUGUUAUUUAUGUCGAAUUAGAGAUGUUGGAAAUUCGAUGUGAGUAAUAACAUUUAACAACUUCUAAAGGUUUAAACUAACAUCAUUUCUUGAAUUUUAAAUAAAAAUUUUUUUUUAUUUCAUACUGUAAAAUAUAUUCAUCCAAAAAUGUCUCGUCAAAGUACUAGAUUGGACGUCAAGAAAGUUAACUCCGAAUUAUUUACAUUAACUUAUGGAGCCAUCGUAUCUCAAUUAAUGAAGGAUUACGAAAAUGUUGAGGAUGUCAACAAACAACUAGAUCGAAUGGGUUACAACAUUGGUGUGCGUAUGGUCGAAGACUUUUUAGCGCGUACUAAUUCUGCAAGGUGCAAUGAUUUACGAGAAACUGCUGAUAAAAUUCAGUAUGCGUUUAAAAUGUAUUUGGGUAUAACCCCAGCUUUGACCAAUUGGAGCGCUGCAGGCGAUGAAUUUUCUUUGACGUUUGACUCAAACCCACUUACCGAGUUUGUCGAACUGCCAGAUAACUACCAAAAUCUCAAAUAUAGCAAUGUUUUGUGUGGUGCAUUAAGAGGAUCUUGUGAAAUGGUACAAAUGGAUGUAUCAUGUUGGUUUGCACAAGACCAACUUAAAGGAGAUUUAGCUACUGAACUUAGAAUUAAGUUCAAUAAAAGACUUGAAGAUGCUAUACCUGCUGGCGAGGACUAACUAAAAUCUAUAUUAUAAUCUCUAAUACAUACUGUGAAAUAUAUUUAUUAUUAAUUUUUUAUCUUUAAAAAAAAAAAAUUUGUUAUUCUCAUUAAUAUAUUAUAAUUUAUAUUAAAAAGAAUAAUUAUGUUAUAUUAAUUUUAAAAGUUAAACAGAAACUGGUUGAACUUCGUCAUCACUUUCUCCAUCACUUUUUGUUUUCACUGAAUCAUCAUCUGAUUCGUGAGCAUCGUUUGUUUCAGUAUUACCUGUUGAAAGUAAAUACGUUUCCCAUUUCUUCAGCCGCUCUUCUGUUUCAUCAGGUGUUUCAAUGACUCUAAAAUAAAAAAAAUUGUAUAAAAAAAAAAAAAUGUACUAUUGGGAAAAACUAACUUAUAUUUUGUUUUUCCAUCCCAUAUCUCUGCAGUUAUUUGUCUUUGUCCAAACCAUCGGUUGUUUAAUAAUUGAACACAAGCGUCUGCCGCAUCAGGUUCUUUAAAAUUAAUUUGCGCCACACCAUCCGGAUGCCUCUAAAAAUAUUAAUAAAUAAAAGUAUUAAAACAUUUGCAAUAGAAAAAAAUAUACCUAAUAUCAUUGAUUUUAAAUAUUAUAAUAAUGAUAUUUGUAAUAAAUGCUAAUAUAUGUAAUAUAUUAUGAUAAAUAAAUUUGGAACAUUACUCACAUCGUAUACUAUUACUUUUUUUACAACACCACACUUUGAGCAUUCUUCUCUGAGAUCUUUUUGGUAUUCUAAAAGUAAUGCGACAUCAUUAUCGAAUGUUUCCUUCUCAAAUAAAUUUUUUACAAUCACAAUACUCUCGUUUUUUCCUCGCUCUCCUCUCAUUUUAUCUGGUCUCCAGUCAAAUAACCUAAACAAAAAGUAUAAAAACCGUUGUUGUACCAAAUUAAAAAAAUGUUAGCAGUAUAGAAUAUUGGGAAACAAAUAUAUACUUUUCUUGAAUUUUUUUCAUUUUUUCUUUAUCUUUUCUUUUCUUUUUUUUUGGUUUCAACGCAGGGUUAUAUUUUUCACCACGCAUUGUGAACUUUGCUAGUUCAACGUGAAUUUCCUUAUCACGUAAUUUGUAACCAUCAAGUAACUUCAACGCCAAGUCUACAGAUUCCCUCUAAAAAAAAAA
Molecule: messenger RNA, 1838 nt
Organism: Adelges cooleyi (spruce gall adelgid)
Lineage: Eukaryota; Metazoa; Arthropoda; Insecta; Hemiptera; Adelgidae
Gene: Bet3
Product: trafficking protein particle complex subunit 3
Exons: 4
Coding region: 187-723 (178 amino acids)
Biological process (GO): intra-Golgi vesicle-mediated transport; endoplasmic reticulum to Golgi vesicle-mediated transport
Cellular component (GO): cytosol; TRAPP complex; cis-Golgi network membrane
Source: RefSeq, a predicted model, not a curated record